Molecule: messenger RNA, 857 nt
Organism: Melanotaenia boesemani (Boeseman's rainbowfish)
Lineage: Eukaryota; Metazoa; Chordata; Actinopteri; Atheriniformes; Melanotaeniidae
Exons: 2
Coding region: 74-517 (147 amino acids)
Source: RefSeq, a predicted model, not a curated record
GGAUGCCGACUGUGACGAGGGAAGCUGAAGGCGGAAUGGACCAAACCUUCCAGUUCUUCCUCUAACUCUGGAAAUGGAUCCGACAUCCGCCCGAACGCAUCACGACGGGUCAGUCCAUGGACAGGGUCUGGACUGGGCUUCUGUGACCAGGAUGCCACAGCGCCCCCACCACUGUCUUAUCCCUUCUACUCUCCUCUGGUUCUGGAAGAUGGAGGGAGAGCCCUUCACCUCGGCUCUCUCCUCUCUGCUGUACUCUGCUGGGGGACACUUUGUAGCCCUCUCCUCCUCCUCUUCCUCCUCUUCCUCUUCUUCCUCAUCUGAUUCUGUCGUCACUGCCAUGUCCCUGGAGCAGAAGACUACAUUUGCCCUUGUGAUUCUCCUCUUUGUCUUCCUUCUCAUCCUCAUCGUGCGAUGCUUCCGGAUCCUGCUGGAUCCGUACCGGAGCAUGCCGACCUCAACCUGGGCUGAUGGCCUGGAUGGUCUGGAGAAGGGCCAGUUUGACUACACUCUGACCUAGUUGUAAUACUCACACCAGUGUUUAUGAAGACAGGAAAACAUUUCACACCACAGUCUCAUGUUCACAUUCUGCUGCAUGGCUGGAUUUUAAUCCUAUUUUUAUCCUACUUGGAAAAAAUUCCAGCCGAAUGUGUGAAUAUUUACUGGCUGAAAAGCCGUAGGUGUGGGAAAGAUGGCACCUUAACUAGUAACUUUAAUAGGUUGGUGUUUGGUUUGCUCGGAGUCUGCUGAUCACAGUUUCUUUAUCUGAUUAAAAUGUCUCCAUUUUGUGAGCUGUGAAGAUGAUAAAUUCACCCAAAUCUCCAGUUACUGCUUUUGUUUUCCUCAGAUGUUUCUCUUUG